Messenger RNA from Menidia menidia (Atlantic silverside), 2374 nucleotides. The record is from the annotation of a GenBank genome assembly. Lineage: Eukaryota; Metazoa; Chordata; Actinopteri; Atheriniformes; Atherinopsidae.
CUGCUACAACAGAGGGUUGUGAUGCUAACGUGAGCAAACACAACUAUAGAAGAUAGUUGUAAUUUCGCGUAGCAGGAAGAAAUGUCCCCAAACAAAGACGUGAAGUUUCCACCUUUGACACGGUCACAGAAGCAAAGAGCCACGUUUGACAAAGAUAUGCAGAAAGUCACAGUCCAUGCUAAAGAGGAAAAACAUGAAAGAUGGGCUGGUGUUUCAGCUCCAACCAGCUCAACAAGACCGCCCUGCUGGACGGGAAGCAGUUACUUGUAUGCAGGCGCGGGCAGAAAGCCUCCACUCCUGGUGCAGCUGGAGAGCUGUGUGAGCAGAGAGCUGCUCGCCAUCAGCCCGCAACACCCACAGUGUGAAGAACUAAAACUGCAGGUCUACAGAAACGUCUUUGGUUGUUUCAUUAGUGCAUUCAGAACCUACCAGCCUCUUCUCUCUGCCAUCAAAAACGAAUAUGAAAACGCUUUAGCUCAUCAGCAAGAUCAGAUCCAGGAACUGCGGUCCCACCUGAGACUGAUGACCGACGACUGGGACAGAAAGACUGAGGCGGGAUGGGGGGGGGCACAGGCGGAGGCCGAGGCCCUGAAAGGGGAGAAGCAGCAGCUGCAGAGGGACAUGGAGGCUCUGCGGCAGCAGGAAAAGGCCACGCAGACGCUGGUGGACCACCUGCAGGCAGAGCUGUCCAACCAGUACCUGCAGUACCGAGAGGAGCGGGACGCCCGCAGGCUGCUGAUUGGGCAGCUCAAUGUGCUGACCGAAGCCUGUGUGGUGCAGGACCCCCCCGCCCAGGAGGACACAGAGGACGUUAAGGACGCCCUGGAGCUGCAGCUCGCUCUGAAGGUGUGCCGGGGCGACCUGACUCAGACCCAGGAGCAGCUCCACCGGAUGAAGGCCGAGUACUGGGGCGUGGUCCCGCAGCGGGACUGGGACGCGUUGGAGCGAGCUCACCGGCAGGCUCUGCAGCAGCUGGAGACUCUGCGGGGAGACUUCGAUCUGCUGAGGAGCGAGUACGACUCCCUGCUGGAGAUCUAUAAACGGGCCGGCAUGCACCGCAACGCGCUCGUUUCUACCAGUGUGCAGAUUCUUCACAUAACGACUACAAUACCCAGAAUCCCCCGGGCCAUUGACGUCCGGUCGCGUCUGUACGUAGUAGAGAAGACAUUGCACUGUGCCAUCGUGCAGCUGGCCUUGGCGCUAGUGAGAGGGCGAAUCAGGAUGGGGGACCAGCCUCUGUGGGAGCAGAUAGGAUCCAGCUUCGUGCAGCACUACUACCAGAUGUUCGACUCGGACAGAUCACAGCUGGGGUCCAUAUAUCCACCUUUAAGCAUCCGGCCGUCAGGCCUGGGUGGGGCUCCUAAUCACAUGACUGGCUCGGCCAAUCAGAUUGAUUCAUCUUGCCUUACUUGGGAAGGACAACCGUACCAAGGAAAAAUAGCAAUUGUUGAGAAACUCACUAGCCUCCCCUUCACAAAGAUAGCGCAUAGCAUAACGGCGCAGGACCACCAGCCCACCCCGGACAGCUGCAUCCUGAGCAUGGUGGUGGGUCAGCUCAAGGUGAGUCCGGCUGCCGCGCACGGCCUCACAACAGCUCAGGCCCCCCCCCCCCCAGCGGUGAUAGCUGGCCCCGCUCACAGGAGUAGUUGGGCUGAUGAGGACCCCAUCAUGGGCUUCCACCAGAGCUUCAUCCUGAAGAACAUUAACGACGCCUGGGUCUGCACCAACGACAUGUUCCGGCUGGCCAUCCACAACUUCGGCUAAGCCGCGGCGCCGUGCUGGCGGGCGGAGCCGGCGGGCGGCGGCGCCGGGGGGGCGGGUCCCAGAUCUCCACCCCCGGACCCGGGCCAGGUGGGUUCUCCAGGCAGCCCGGCUAGCAGAACCACGGCUGGAGAGCCGGCCGGCCGACCGGCCAAUCGGACGCCCCCGUCUGCUGCCACGCCGCCGGCCUGCAUGAUGCCGGGGGCCCCUGGUCUGAGGGACAAACAGCCGACCGACGCCGCCGGCCCCUGCGGCCCGACCCGGUUCUGGCCUGUAGCUGCUGGCCGGGGCCAGGCGGCCGCUCCAGCCCCGACCUCCUGUGUUGACAUUUGUUUUUAGACGCCACUCGUGUUGCUUAGCUCGCCCUAGUGAGUCCGCCCCCCCCCCCCCCCCCCCCUCCCCCCCCCCCCCCCCCAGCUCUGGCUCCGCCCCCCCAGCUCCACCCUCUGGCUCCGCCCCCCGCCGGCCCACAGGACAAACCCGGACAGCAGUUUGACCUCGGUGUGUUGUUUUCUCUGACCCUGCAUUCUCUUGCUUUCUCACAUGUUCACAUGGACUUCAGCCACGAAACACAAUAAAACCUGGACUUUUUCUUAGCGUGUGUGGGCUCUCC